Molecule: messenger RNA, 6275 nt
Organism: Haplochromis burtoni (Burton's mouthbrooder)
Lineage: Eukaryota; Metazoa; Chordata; Actinopteri; Cichliformes; Cichlidae
Gene: adamts6
Product: ADAM metallopeptidase with thrombospondin type 1 motif, 6
Biological process (GO): proteolysis; extracellular matrix organization
Cellular component (GO): extracellular matrix
Molecular function (GO): metalloendopeptidase activity
Source: RefSeq, a predicted model, not a curated record
UCUGUCAAGAGAAUAAGACUAUAUGUUUUUUCUACUUUUUCUCUUUAAAAUAAUCGGAGAUGAUUCGUGUGAACAUUUCAAAUGUUAAAAUAGCUAUUUUACCACUAAGAGCUGAGAGAGAGUUUAAGGGGGGGGGGUCGUUGCGUGGAAAAGGCGUACUUUAGGCAGCAUUUACGCACAGUAAGUUCGCAGCGUUACAGGUCCACAUCUGCAAAAGUUUGCCUAUCCGGCUGCUGAAAACAAACCAACCAAACUUCCCCUGAGCAACAAAAGCUGCGGUCUAUUUUGACUUGCAGACGCUCCUUGAGGGUUGCGUUUGCGGUACCGGUGUAAUGCAUGCGGGCUGGCUGCCAACUGUCUGGGUCAGAGUGGCCAAGUAGGUAGCGUUGUCUGUCUGUCUGUCUGGACCGCAGGAGCGCUACAGCUAAAGAAACAUUUGCGAAAAGCCCUCCUUUCCAAAAAGGCUACUACCCGUGUUUGGAGUCCGGUCUCUUCCUCGGAUCGUCACCGCUGUGUCACCUGGAUCCGCUUGUGUGCUGCAGUUUGUAGUUUGCACAUGCUGCUUUCAAGCGCGUCACAGUGCAGAUGGAUUGGUCAAGACAAAGAUACAGAGCUUCCUGUUUGCGUCUGAUGGAUUACAGUGUUUUGUAUGAGCUGCUGACAUGAAUUCAGAGGCUGGUGAGAUGUGGGAGUGCUCAUCUUCAGGAGAAAUCUGAGACCUGAAUGAGCCUUCAAGCACGCACCCUCUACCCCUACCCCAUGUCACAUCUUUCCCUGAAUUAUGGAAAUUUUGUGGAAGACGCUGACUUGGACACUGAGCCUGGUGGUGAUGACUGCUUCUGAAUUUCAAAGUAUCAGCAAACUCUCACACAACUCCCAAGAGGAGUUCCUGUCCUACCUGCAGCACUACCAGUUGACUGUCCCGGUGCGGGUGGAUGAGAAUGGAGAAUUCCUGAGCUACACUGUGAAGCACCACCGGCCAGGCCGACGGAGACGGGGGGCGGUGGAUCCGAUGAUGGGAGCCCAGCCCGCGUUAGACCCACUGGAGCCCCGACUGUUCUACAGACUGUCAGCCUAUGGAAAGCACUUUCACUUAAACCUGACUCUCAACCCCCACUUGGUGUCAAAACAUUUUACAGUGGAGUACUGGGGUAAAGAAGGGCUGGAGUGGCGGCAUAAUAUGGUAGAUAACUGUCACUAUAUUGGAUUCUUGCAAAAUCAGCACAGUACAACUAGAGUGGCACUCAGCAACUGCAAAGGCCUGCACGGUGUUAUUACAACAGAGGAAGAACAGUAUUUAAUAGAGCCUUUAAAGAACAUAUCCUCAACCACCUCUGGUGAAUGGAACCUGGAAGAAGCACAGCAGCAUGUUAUUUAUAAAAUGUCUGCCAUUCCCUCACCACAAGAGCAUAGCCAGGAGUUCAGCUGUGGCAUUUCAGACCUCAUUAAAACCAGUGCACCUUGCCAGCUUAGCACGCCUUCGCCCCAAAACUACAGCAAGCUGUCAAACAGCACCCACAGACAGAAGCGAUCCAUCAGCACUGAGCGCUUUGUGGAGACGCUUGUGGUCGCUGAUAAAAUGAUGGUCGGUUACCACGGACGCAAAGACAUUGAGCACUACAUCCUGUCCGUAAUGAAUAUUGUUGCCAAACUUUACCGUGAUGCCAGCCUAGGAAAUGUUGUGAACAUUAUUGUGACCCGGCUGAUUGUUCUGACUGAAGAUCAGCCAAAUCUGGAAAUUAAUCAUCAUGCUGACAAGUCUCUGGACAGUUUCUGUAAGUGGCAGAAGUCCAUCCUGUCUCAUCACAGCGAUGGAAACAGUAUUCCAGAGAAUGGGAUGGCUCAUCAUGACAAUGCUGUCCUAAUCACCCGGUAUGACAUCUGCACCUACAAGAACAAACCUUGUGGUACCUUAGGUCUGGCCUCAGUGGCUGGAAUGUGUGAGCCAGAGAGGAGCUGCAGCAUCAAUGAAGACAUCGGCCUCGGUUCUGCUUUCACCAUUGCGCACGAGAUUGGCCACAAUUUUGGGAUGAACCAUGAUGGGAUUGGGAAUUCUUGCGGUACCAAAGGUCACGAGACAGCCAAACUGAUGGCUGCUCAUAUAACAGCCAACACCAACCCUUUCUCCUGGUCUGCCUGCAGCAAAGACUACAUCACCAGCUUUCUCGACUCAGGUCGGGGGACGUGUCUGGACAAUGAACCUCUGAAACGAGACUUCCUGUACCCAACAGUGGCCCCGGGGCAGGUGUAUGAUGCAGAUGAGCAGUGUCGCUUCCAGUAUGGAACCUCUUCACGCCAGUGCAAGUAUGGGGAAGUGUGUAGAGAGCUCUGGUGCCUUAGCAAAAGCAACCGUUGUGUAACUAACAGUAUUCCUGCUGCAGAGGGGACCCUGUGCCAGACAGGCAACAUUGAAAAAGGGUGGUGCUACCAGGGGGAAUGUGUUGCGUUUGGUACCUGGCCUCAGAGUGUGGAUGGAGGCUGGGGGCCAUGGUCCAUUUGGGGGGAGUGCAGCAGGACCUGUGGGGGCGGUGUAUCCUCCUCCAUGAGGCACUGUGACAGCCCAGCCCCAUCUGGAGGAGGCAAGUACUGUCUCGGAGAGAGGAAACGAUACAGAUCCUGUAACACUAACGCCUGCCCUGCAGGAUCUCGUGAUUUCCGAGAGAAGCAGUGCGCUGAUUUUGACAACUCCCCUUUCCGUGGGAAGUACUACAACUGGAAGCCUUACACUGGGGGUGGUGUGAAGCCCUGUGCGCUGAACUGCUUGGCAGAAGGCUAUAACUUCUACACUGAGCGGUCUCCUGCUGUCAUAGAUGGCACCCAAUGUCAGGCUGACUCGCUGGACAUUUGCAUCAAUGGAGAGUGUAAGCAUGUUGGCUGUGACAACAUACUGGGCUCAGAUGCCAAAGAAGACCGAUGCCGUGUGUGUGGAGGGGAUGGCAGCACCUGCGAGGCCACAGAAGGACUCUUUAACAAGUCUCUACCCAGAGGAGCUUUGAAAUCUGAAGGGGAUGAUUAUUACAUCAAUGGAGCGUGGACCAUUGACUGGCCCAGGAAGUUUGAGAUUGCAGGGACAGCCUUCCACUACAAGAGACCCUCUGAUGAACCAGAGUCUUUAGAAGCGUUGGGUGCUACCACUGAAAAUCUGGUUGUCAUGGUCCUCCUUCAAGAGCAGAACCUUGGAAUACACUACAAGUUCAACGUCCCCAUCCAGCGCACAGGGAGUGGUGAUAAUGAGGUGGGCUUCUCCUGGCACCACCUGCCCUGGUCUGAAUGCUCAGCUACCUGUGCCGGAGGUUCUCAGAAGCAGGAGUUAGCCUGUAAAAGGCUGGACGACAACUCAGUGGUACAGAACAACUACUGUGACCCAGACAGCAAACCUCCAGAAAACCAGAGAGACUGCAAUACUGAGCCGUGUCCUCCAGAAUGGUUUAUUGGAGACUGGUCAGAGUGUCCGAAGACGUGCGAUGGAGGGAUAAGGACGAGGACAGUCCUCUGUAUCAGGAAGAUUGGUCCCGCUGAGGAGGAGACACUGGAGGACACUCACUGUUUGACUCAUCGGCCUAUCGAGAGAGAGUCCUGCAACAACCAGUCCUGUCCUCCAAAGUGGGUCACUCUGGAUUGGUCCGAGUGCACACCUAAAUGUGGUCCUGGCUUUAAGCACCGCAUUGCCUUGUGUAAGAGCAGCGACCUCACCAAGACCUUUCCGCCUGCCCGCUGCUCGAUCCAUAACAAACCUCAAGUCCGAAUGCGCUGCACUUUAGGGCGCUGUCCUCCUCCCCGCUGGAUCCCUGGUGAAUGGGGACAGUGUUCAGCACAGUGUGGUCUGGGCCAGCAGAUGAGGACGGUACAGUGUCUGUCCUACACAGGACAGCCAUCGAAUGACUGCGUAGAGUCCCUCCGACCAGCCACCAUGCAGCAGUGUGAGAGCAAGUGCGAUGCCACCCCGAUCUCCAGUGGUGAUGAAUGCAAAGAUGUAAACAAAGUGGCUUAUUGCCCGCUGGUACUGAAGUUCAAGUUCUGCAGUCGAGCGUACUUCAGACAGAUGUGCUGCAAGACUUGCCAGGGGCACUGACCCUUUGAAUACAAGAGUGAGACAAGAAGAUGGUCAUAAAGGCAAGAACGAUGGAGGGAUACAGUGCUUAAGAGGGUGAGAAGAAAACAGCAGACUGGAAAAUGCAUCCCGACUCUGAACCAGUGGAAGAAUGAAAAAGUUGUCAAUGUUGAAGACGGGAGAAAAGCGAGGAUUUCCCUGUUUAUCAUACCCCAUACUCCUGCCCUCUGUCGUGGUGGAAUCUAAACCACUGCUCAGCCAAUGAUGCUGACACAAACAUUAUUUUUUUGUUUUUUACAUUUUCACUUCUGUGAAGUGGAACUCGGAAGACUAACUGUUGGUGAUGUUAUCUUUUAUUAUAAUAAUAAUUAUUAAUAUCAUUGUUAGUCUUCCUCAGUGUUUGUUUUUUUUACGAAUCCAAAGUGCUGGACACAUCGCUCGCAGAGGAUGUACCCCGGAGAUUAGAAGAGGGGGGAUGGGAGACUCCUGUCUUUGGGAUGACUGUGAUGGUGCUAUUGGCAGAGCAGGCUUCGGUGCACUUUUUUCAUGUAAAUACCAAUUUACUGCUCAAAUGCAACAGAGAAUCCCUGUUGGUGUACUGUAUAUUUAUUGUACAAUCCAAAACAGAGCUGAUAUAUUGUCCUCUGAUCAUCUUUUCGCCAGAUAGUAGCCUAUUGUUAUGGAAGGGAAUGUAAUGUGAUUGAAUUCAUAUUCAGUUUCUUUUUUGCUUGAGUGAAAAUAUUACAUACUGUAACAUAUGUUAAACCCUUGUAUACUGUAAGGAUUUGUAUAUUAUAUACAUAUGUUAAUCCAGGGCCAAAAAUUACACCGUGGUUAUUGGAGAUUUUUAAAUCUUUUUUUUCCCCCAGCUGGGUGCCUUAGUUCUUAACAGUCAGGUAAAAGUUCACCCAAAAUCACCAAAGUCAUCUUUUCAAAUGGUGCCUACGCCACAUGAAAAAUUAGUGACCAGACCUUUACUAGCAUCUUACUCAGUUUGGUAUUAAAGGAUUUAUAGGUUUUGUUCAUCUGAGUUGAAGUGCAGUCACCAUUACAUACUCUCUUUAAGGAUCUUUUUGAGGUAAACUAAUAGACCCGCAGUUUGCAAAAUGGCCUUCUUACCAAUGAUUACAUGAAAAGAUUGAUAUAUGAGGUCUGGGCAAGACGAUCGUUAGCUCAGGCCUCAGUCACAGUUUAAUACUGGCAACACAAAUAGGGUGAUCCUCAGCAAACGUCCCUGUGAUUGCUUUAGUUAUUAGCAGAUUGCCACCUUGGUCACCUGUAGUUUGCAUGAAAGAUGCCAACUUAUCUGCAGACAUUUAUUUCUUGAGCUUUAAUGACAUUUUAAUUAGUUAUUUGCUUUUAAAGAAUAAGUUGUGUCUUACUGCUGCAACCUACAUAUUUUGGAAUGUGUAACUUUUACUUUGAAAGCAUAUGUUUAGGUUACACUUACCAUUUCACUACUGCUUGGUAAGUCCGCUUCUUCCAUGCAAAAAACAGCUGAAAAUGGAAAUCUGUCAGUGUCCAAAGCAAUUUCAGAGAAUUUUUCUGUCCAGCACCCUUGCAGCGACCAAUUUAUGCUAGUGACUGCCAGCAACCUCCAGCAAUCAGUUGCCAAACAGUUGUAAAAUACACAUGGGGGUUGGCAGGAGGUCAUUAACUGGUCUGCACACUAGUGUGCACAGCUGUUUGACUAAGACCUUAGGAAAAGUGGAGGGAAAAUGCUGACUAGCUAGGGUGACGUGAAUCAACCUAUUAGCACAUCUAAAGCUCACCAAUUUACAAUUAACAUUUAAUGUAAAAAAAAAUUAAUAAUGAUGAUUAAAAGUCUCGAUUUAAAUGUAAAUUAGGACAUAAAUCAGUAAGUGUUUAUAAUGUUGCUUUUGUCUUUAGUACAAAACCAGCUCCAUAUAAAUGUCGUAUGAAGACCAGUUCAGCAACAGUUUGCAACAGCUAAUAUGUCUGUUUAAUUUAGCUCUGUGAUCUUUAAAUAAGCAGUACUGUAUCUGCUUGAAGCCACCAAUGCAAGCAAAGACUUAAUUUGAAGAUUUGGUUGUCAAUAUUGUUGAACACUUCUGGCUUUAUGGGAGGUUAAUCACAGGCUGCCUGACUUGUGAAGCUGAUGCUUUAAGGGGGACUAAUGAAAUAAAUGUAGCCUACCCAUUCAUUCUCAUCAAAGAUGCCCACUGGCACAGAAACUGAAACUGAAAACACAUUUUAACCCCCC